AGGUUCGGCGACUUCCAGGUCUUCAUUCUCGUCACUAGGGAAAAGAACCACGAGUACCCUCAAGCACCCUGGACGGUCAAUCCAUUCAGGUCUUCGGCCGAUUAAGAACAGCUUUUGGUCUAUCUCGUGCUCGAGGAUCUCCGUCAUGAUCAAAUGGUGGUGGAAGGUGUCAACAAAUACUCCCUGAAGCCCAACAUCAACUGGAAAGUCUGCCGCCGAAGGAGCCAUGAUGCAUCAUGGUGUAGACUACGAACGGAGGGCGACUGGGAAGCCUUCAUUGAUGCCGUCCACGCUGCGCGAAACACACCCAAGGUCGAAUGGUCAGCUUUCAUCCUCAUUGAUACACACUACGACCCUACAAGGGUUGCUUCUCAACUCGAGUUCGACCAGCAAACCGCCGUGUACGCCUCUCAGACUCAGCUCAAGGCUCGAAAGCCUCUCAUCCCUCAACCUAGGCACAGUGCUACCAACAGUGCUCUCCAGGGCAUUUUGAAUGAACUUGCGAAUGAUCCUCAACGCUACAAUAGAAUCCUUGCUGUUCAGACCCUGCAGGCUAAGCACCCCUAGCAGUACUGCUAUGUUCAUCCCUUUUCUGGUCAGCAUUGAUACAUCACCAAUGAUCUCCUCAAUCUAUGGUCUAAGUACUUGGUGGCGAAAGAACCUGGAGUUAUUGUCGAGGAUCAGCCCUCCGAUCCGCUCUUUA
Molecule: messenger RNA, 703 nt
Organism: Saitoella complicata NRRL Y-17804
Lineage: Eukaryota; Fungi; Ascomycota; Saitoellomycetes; Saitoellales; Saitoellaceae
Exons: 1
Coding region: 154-567 (137 amino acids)
Source: RefSeq, a predicted model, not a curated record